UUUCUCCUGACCACUCAUUCUCACCCUUCUUUUCCUUGUCCUCUGCUUUAUUUAUUAUUAUCCCCAUACUUAUUUUAAAAAUUAAAAUACUUCAUUAAUUAUUAUUGCUCGGAUAUUUAGCCAUGGCUAAGGAAGUUGAAGCCGUGCCGGAGCAGCCAGCCGGAUUCUCCGCAAAGGACUACCAUGACCCGCCGCCGACUCCACUGAUCGACUUAGACGAGCUGACCAAGUGGUCCUUUUACAGAGCCAUCAUCGCCGAGUUCAUCGCCACGCUCCUCUUCCUCUACGUCACCGUCUUAACCGUCAUCGGCCACAGCCGGAGCAUCGACAUCAAUGCCGGCGGCGAAGAGUGCGGCGGCGUUGGAACACUCGGCAUCGCCUGGGCCUUUGGUGGCAUGAUCUUCAUCCUCGUCUACUGCACCGCCGGAAUUUCAGGUCAAAUUUCACACACAACUCCAUAAUCAGUAAUCACUUCAUAUUAUAGAAAUUGAGGGGCAAAUAAGGCUAAAACAUUUUGGAGUAUCUAUAUUUUAUUCUAAAAAAGGACUGGACUGGUUGAAUUGGAUACUAUUUAAAGCACAUUUUUUUCAAUUAUACUAGUAUGAUUUUGUGCACCCUAUUUGUGUUAAAAAACAUUUUAUCUAUAUUUUACUUUCCAAUUGAGGAAUUUUCUCUCUAUAUUAAGGUUAUACAGAGUACGAUUCUCUUAGCUACUUGAAUUUGGUAUGGUAAAAAUAUUAUAUUUGGUCAGGUUUUAAGAUACCCUUGAGAUUAUUGUUUGUUACAGCAUAAUAGUCUUGAAGUUUGUGUCAUCUUUUACAUUGCUGUAUGAAGACUAUCAGUAUUUGUAUAUAGGAAUUAGGAUGUUUUCUUGUGGACUGAAAUUUGCUGGUCUGGUCUGGUAAACGUUUGGUCUCUGUGUAUUUUAUAACUACGGAAGUCUGAUCUGGUCUGGUCUGCUUAAGUCUAGUCUGGUCUGAUAUGGUCUGUUUAAGUCUGGUCUGGUAUGAGACUGAAAACAAAACAUCCUUUGAAUUACACCGCACUACGUAUUACUCUUAAUAUUUUUUUUGGAUGAGUAUUACUCUUAAUAUAAGUAGCCCUAUUUUAAUAGGGAGUAUGAAGUUAUACUCCCUCCGUAUCUUUAAAAUCUUCACAUUUGAAAAGUAGGUAGAUUAAGAAUAGUGAAAGAGAAUAUGAAUUAUUGAGGGUAUGAUAGGAAGAUAGUUGAAUAAGGUGAUGGAAUGUAGGAUAAAUCCAAAAAAAGUAGUUGUAAUAGUGUAUUAUUUUCAGAAUUAUUGAGGGUAUGAUGGGAAGAUUUAGAAAUGAGAAGUUUUUUUUGUUACGGACGAAAAAGGAAAGUGGGAAGAUUUUAAAGUUACGGAGGGAGUAUUAAAGAUGUGUAUAGAAACAUUCCAAAAUAGACCCUCAUAGUACUGGUGUUCCUCGAGGACUUUUAUUGAGAUUAAGACAACACUAAAAUAUCAGUAAAUAGCUUCUAAAAAUAGUAAACAAUAAGAUGAAGAAAUUUGAGUGUCAUAUGAGGAAAUAAUGUGAGUAAAUUUCGUAAACUAUCAAGAACUUAUGAGCCAUACCUUUUACUCCGUAGUAUACUACUCUAAUAAUUCUUCUACUUAUGAACUUUCGAAAAAAUCUUGCAAAAGAGUAUUGAGGAUUCAUAAUUGAAGAAACUUAAUCGAGGAAAAUUCUUAUGAGACCGGCCUGACGGGAACCGUCGUCAACUCGAGACCAUUUGGGGUCCUUCUUGAUAGAAUUUUUUGAUGAAUUUUUUUGAGCAUGUUUUUCAUCAAGUGUAGAUUAUCUCCAGAAAAUUUCAACUUCUAAUUCAACCUGGAAGUCAGUUACAUAAAAUACUAAAAACAUAUUGCGCUUUAUGUAUAUAAAUAAUGAGUAAUAUAUUUCAAUAUAGUAUUUAACUGACUUCCGGAUUGAACUUGUAAUUGAAAUUUGCUUGUCAUAAAUUUCAGUUGAUACAGAAUAUGCUCGAAAAAAUUCAUCAAAAAGUUCAAUGGAAAGUUUAUUUCAACCCCAAAUGACCUCGACCUAACAAUGGUUUCCAUCCGGCCCACCUGAUGAGAAUGCUACUCAACUUAACUACCUUACUAUUUUGAGAUGUUUUUUUAUUGAUUUCUGAGAUUCUUAACAUGGUGCCAAAAUAAACGGAAUUGACCACCACACCGCAAAAUAAUUGCACCCACAGUACUGUGAUAACAUUGAAGCCAUUCUAAUGGUACAUCGUAUCCCUUUCACGGAAAACAAAUACUACCUCCGUCCCGUUGGAAUGUUCCCACUUUCCCUUUUUGGAUGUCCCAAUGGAAAGUUCUCAUUUUCGUAAAUGGAAAGUUAUCCCAUAUUAAAACAGUGUCAAACAGUGCAAAACAGUGUCAAACAGUGUCUAAACAGUGUCCGAACAGUAAAAUUUACCCCUGGUAAGUUUAUUUCCUUAAUAUGUGUGUAGGUCAAACCGGGAACAUUCCAACGGGACGGAGGGAGUAUAUGCAUGCCAGGAGGGCACAUAAACCCGGCGGUAACAUUGGGGCUGUUUUUGGGGAGGAAGGUGUCGCUGAUAAGGGCGGUGUUGUACAUGGCGGCUCAGUGUUUGGGAGCGAUCUGCGGAGUGGGAUUGGUGAAGGGCUUCCACAAGGCUUAUUACGACCGUUACGGCGGAGGGGCGAAUAUGUUGCAACCUGGAUACAACAUAGGUACCGGUUUGGGUGCAGAGAUAAUUGGUACCUUCGUCUUGGUCUACACUGUCUUCUCUGCCACUGAUCCUAAGAGGAAUGCCAGAGAUUCUCAUAUUCCCGUGUUGGCCCCACUUCCAAUUGGGUUCGCGGUGUUUAUGGUCCACCUGGCCACGAUCCCCAUAACCGGAACGGGCAUAAACCCGGCAAGGAGUCUUGGAGCAGCAGUGAUUUACAACAAAGACAAGGCCUGGGAUGACCAGUGGAUUUUCUGGGUGGGCCCCUUCGUCGGCGCCGCCGUCGCCGCCAUCUACCACCAGUUCAUCCUCAGGGCCGCCGCCAUCAAGGCUCUCGGCUCCUUUAGGAGCAACGCCUCAUAAACGGGCCCAUUUAUGGAUCAUUAUUAUUGUCCCACAUUGAAUAUUUAUUUACUGCUUCGUUUGGAUGUAUUGAAGUGUAUUUCCAUUUCUGUGUAUUAUUAAUUACUCGAUUAACUUAUUAUCUUAUGGUUGGAUUUACUUAAUCUAGUUGGGGUCUUUUUCGGGUUCGCCUCUUGAUUGGGUUGCACUGUUGUAUGUGGUGGGUGGGGGCCACUGAUGAUGAACCAUAAUUAACUUUGCAUUUGUUUUCUAAAACUAGGGGCCUGACCGGGUUCGCCGAUAAUUGGAUACUUGUUCAAUAUGAUGUGGAAAUUAUCAAAUACUCUCCUGCUAUGAUUCUCCCAUUUUACAUUUUGGGUCUGUCUCCCUAAGAUUGUCUCAUACCUUAUUUGGUAAAAUUUGUGUGAUUCUAAAUCAUUAUUACUUUAUUCUUACUUCAUCAACUCAAUAUAAAUCACAUAAAUCCACUUUUAUUAAUAACCGUGUCACCUUCUCUUGUCCCAAACUUAGGGGAACGGAGGUAGUAUCAAAGAUGCUGUUUGCGAGCCUUUAGCGACAAAUCUUAAACUAAGGAUAUUUUCUUUUGGACUGUUUUGAGUCCCAACCAGACAAGAUCAGACCAGACCAGACCAGACUUAAACAGACCAGACCAGACUCUUAUAGUUAUAAAAUACACAGAGACCAGACGUUUACCAGACCAGAUCAGACCAGACCAAACCAGCAAAUUUCAGUCCAAAAGAAAACAUCCUAAGAGUUGGUUUUGGUAAUCUUUUCAAAAAAGAAUACUACAAUACACACCUAUAGGCUAAAACAAACAUUUAUGGAACUUGACCAAUUCAGAUAAGAGAAGACUAUAUCAAACCAAGCAGAAUAGAAUUUUUUAGUCCAAUUAAGAAACAUCCCUAAUGAGAUUGAACAUACAAGUGCAUUUGUCACAGUCUAAAUUAUUCAUAAAAAUUCAGUUUUUUUUUUAAAAUUCGGUAACUAAAUUUGUUACGUACGGAGUAGUAUUUAGGUAAUACGUGUAAGCACAUAAUUAAUUAAACCGCAAAGGGAUUUGAGGCAUAUUCUAAUAUUACAUUGAGUUUAUGAGUCUGUUUGGUAACACUGAAAUCGGCUGAUUCUGGC
Molecule: messenger RNA, 4210 nt
Organism: Cuscuta epithymum
Lineage: Eukaryota; Viridiplantae; Streptophyta; Magnoliopsida; Solanales; Convolvulaceae
Source: the annotation of a GenBank genome assembly